AUGAAACAUAACAAUGAGCAAACAACAUUUUCUGCAACAUUUAUUUCUUAUGCAAAACAAGAAUUGCUCAUGUUCUUCUUGUUUUCUUUGCAUCAGCAUCAACAUAAACCACACCCGCCACUGAACACCUUAAAUUAUUGGCUUAUAAAAUUGCUUCACGUUUCUGAGUUUAUUUGUAAACAACGUAACAUUAAUAAAUAA
Messenger RNA from Clunio marinus, 201 nucleotides. Lineage: Eukaryota; Metazoa; Arthropoda; Insecta; Diptera; Chironomidae. The record is from the annotation of a GenBank genome assembly.